AAAAUCAAACGUCAAUUCAUUUCACUUAUUGAGCGUGCAGUACUUACAUCGAGUGAAAAACGUUCUGCACUGGAGCGGAUUUUUUACACACUGUGCCAAGGAAAUUCAUUCAAAAAACAAACAUUUUUAAUUUACACUACGAUAAAGCCGAUUAAGUUUGUAUGAGUGCAUAGAGAAAAGCGCUAGUCCCAAUAUGCUGUAUCGGUUUGUUGUUAUCAUUGGACUUACAAUACAUAUUCGAUAUGUGUCAGCAGAAUUGCCACGACAUCGUACUAAUUCUAAUACAUUAAAGCCAGCCGGCAAUGUGUUGUUGUUGUUGGCCGACGAUGGAGGUUUCGAAAUGGGAGCCUAUCGCAAUCGCAUCUGCCAAACCCCAAAUUUGGACGCUCUUGCAAAGAACAGUCUGAUAUUUAACAACGCUUUCACGUCCGUGAGCAGUUGCUCUCCGAGUCGAGCAUCACUGUUGACUGGCCAGCCGAGCCAUCAAAAUGGAAUGUACGGUUUACACCAAGGCGAACAUCAUUUCAAUGCAUUCGACAGAGUGCAGAGCAUUCCGAACAUUUUGAGGAAGCAUAAUGUUCGCACGGGACUGAUCGGAAAGAAGCAUGUCGGUCCGGCGGAUGUUUUUAAAUUCGAUUUUGAACGUACCGAAGAGGAGUAUCCGAUCAAUCAAAUUGGACGGAACAUAACAAACAUUAAGCUGUUGGUGCGAGAAUUUCUAGCGACGCAAAAUAAUUCGCAACCUUUCUUCUUAAUGGUAUCAUUUCACGAUCCUCAUCGGUGUGGUCAUGUUACUCCACAAUAUGGUAGUUUUUGCGAACGUUGGGGAUCUGGGGAAGAGAAUAUGGGAUUAAUUGCCGAUUGGCAUCCCAUCUACUAUCAAUGGGACGAAAUUGAUCUUCCAUACUAUGUACCAGAUACGGAGCCAGCUAGACGCGACGUAGCAGCACAAUACACAACAAUUUCACGAUUGGAUCAAGGCGUUGGAUUAGUCCUCAAAGAGCUGACCGCAGCUGGUCAUCAAGAUGACACACUGGUUAUCUAUACAAGUGACAAUGGUCCACCUCUGCCAUCCGGUCGUACCAAUUUGUACGAUCCUGGUAUGAGAGAGCCCAUGUUUAUCUCGUCGCCGAUUCACAAAAAACGUCGCAAUCAAGUAACUUAUGCUAUGACCAGCCUACUGGAUAUCGUUCCGACCAUGCUGGAUUGGUAUAACGUCAGCACUAUCGCUACUAAUGACAUUGACACAAAUUCCAUUAACGCGAAAAAUCAGCCUGUAUUGACGGGAACGAGUUUGUUGCCAUUGCUUGAAACCGAACCUCCCGAAAAUCCGGAUGCAGCUGUAUAUGCCAGUCAGAGCUACCACGAAAUUACCAUGAACUAUCCGAUGAGAGCAAUCCGAACGAAACGUUACAAGCUAAUUCACAACAUAAAUUAUCGGGCACCGUUCCCCAUCGAUCAGGACUUCUAUGUUUCGCCCACUUUCCAGGAUAUACUCAAUCGCACAAUGGCCAAUCAACCGUUACCGUGGUACAAGAAUUUAAAGAAAUAUUACAAUCGAGACGAAUGGGAAUUGUACGAUCUGAAAAUGGACGUCGGUGAGUUGUCUAACUUGGCGAACAAGCAGUCCAUGAAACAGGUGCGAGAUGAUUUGGCAGAUCGACUUGAGAAGUGGCUGGUUGCCACCAACGAUCCGUUUAGAUGUGCACCACAUGGCGUUUUACAAGAUAAGGGAGAGUUUCUAGACGACCCGCAAUGUUUGCCAUUGGGAAUAUGAGUCUAUGAGUCUCUGUGUAGAAUUUAAGAAUUGAAUACAAAAUUUGGAAUUAAGAAACGAGGAAAUUUGUAGUGCACUGGCCGAAUUGA
Messenger RNA from Bradysia coprophila, 1866 nucleotides. RefSeq names its product N-sulfoglucosamine sulfohydrolase (gene Sgsh). The record is from RefSeq and is a predicted model, not a curated record. NCBI's taxonomy places the organism in Eukaryota, Metazoa, Arthropoda, Insecta, Diptera, Sciaridae. Gene Ontology annotation, molecular function: N-sulfoglucosamine sulfohydrolase activity. Gene Ontology annotation, biological process: heparan sulfate proteoglycan catabolic process; glycosaminoglycan catabolic process.